AUGGGCAGCGACUACCCCAAGGAUCCUGCCUGCGGCGGUGGCGAACCCAGGGGUCCUCCCAUUGUCGGUGGAGACCCCAGAGGCCCUUCUAGUAGCGGCGGUGUACACAGGGGCCCCACAGGGGCGGCGGCGACCCCAGAGACACAAUCAGGGACGGCAGUAACCCUAGGGGCCUCUCGGGCAGCGGCGACCCCAGCCUCUCCCAGGGACGGCGGCGCCUCCAGAGGCCCUCCCAACGGUAGUGGCGACCCCACGGGCUCUCACAGGGCUAAUGCGACCUCAGGGGUGAUGGCGCCCCGAGGGGCCCUCACAGGGACGGAGGCUGCGCCCCCAUAA
This is a messenger RNA of Homarus americanus (American lobster), 336 nucleotides long. Its product is annotated as basic salivary proline-rich protein 2-like. The transcript has a single exon. The record is from RefSeq and is a predicted model, not a curated record. The coding region runs from base 1 to 336 and encodes 111 amino acids. Lineage: Eukaryota; Metazoa; Arthropoda; Malacostraca; Decapoda; Nephropidae.